Molecule: messenger RNA, 1590 nt
Organism: Aspergillus mulundensis
Lineage: Eukaryota; Fungi; Ascomycota; Eurotiomycetes; Eurotiales; Aspergillaceae
Product: cytochrome P450
Exons: 7
Coding region: 1-1590 (529 amino acids)
Molecular function (GO): oxidoreductase activity, acting on paired donors, with incorporation or reduction of molecular oxygen; monooxygenase activity; iron ion binding
Source: RefSeq, a predicted model, not a curated record
AUGGGGUCAUUCUCUUCUUCACUGCUCAGUGUGCCUCUGGGCCUUCUCGCCUUGUAUAUCAUCAAACAAUUCUUGACUCCAAAGACAUCAAGCCCCCCACUCCCUCCAGGCCCUAAACCGAAGCCCAUCAUCGGAAAUCUCCAGGACCUCCCUGCGUCGGGCCAACAGGACUGGGUGCACUGGGCUGGAUUCAAAGAUCGCUACGGACCCAUCAGUUCCAUCACCGUCUUCGGCCAAACAAUCGUCAUCCUCAAUGACUCGCGCGUCGCCUUCGACCUCCUGGAGAAACGCUCCAAUGUCUACUCCUCGCGGCCAUGGAUGACAUUUGCCGGUGAGAUGGUCGGCUGGAAGGACAUCCUCGCCAUGCAGCCAUACUCCAGUACCUUCCGCGCCUAUCGAAAAGCCAUGCACCGCGUCCUCGGGACCAAGAACACCGUGGCGCAGUUCAACGCGUUGCAGGACGUCGAGGUGUGGCGGUUCCUCUUCCGGGUACUCGAGAAGCAAGAUGAUAUUGUGCAGCAUAUUCGAACGGAAACCGGCGCCGUGAUCCUGCAGAUUGCGUACGGGUACAAGAUCAAUCCGCAUGGCCACGACCCGCUCGUCGCGCUGGCGAACGAGUCCAUCGACAAUUUCUCUGUUGCUGGGACGCCCGGGGCGUUCUUGGUUGAUACCAUUCCACUCUUAAAAUACAUACCCUCCUGGUUCCCCGGUGCCGGGUUCAAGCGCACAGCAGUCGCAUGGCGCAAGGGCCUGCUGACCACCAUCGAGAAGCCGUACCGGCUUGUCAGGCAGCAGAUGAAGACGGGUAAGUACCCGGACUCUUACUUGUCGAAUCUCCUCGAGGAGGCGCAGGAAAGUGGGAAGCCGCUCAGCGCCGAGGAGGAACAAGUCAUUAAAUGGACGGCUGGGUCGUUGUAUACUGGGGGUGUGGACACGACUGUUUCCGCGCUCUCGUGCUUCUUUCUUGCCGUCGCCCUCUAUCCGGACGUGCAGAGAAAGGCGCAAGAAGAGCUCGACAGUGUCAUUGGCACGAUAACGAGACUCCCCACCUUCGACGACCGUCCGAGCCUGCCAUAUAUUGACGCCAUUGUAAAAGAGAUCCUGCGGUGGCAUCCCGUCGCCCCCAUGGGUAUCCCGCAUGCCACGUCGCAGGAUGACGUCUACGAAGGAUAUCUCAUCCCCAAGGGGUCCUUGAUCAUGCCCAAUAUAUGGGGCUUUGGCCAUGACCCAGCAACCUACAAAGAUCCGCACCUCUUCAACCCAUCUCGCUUCCUCGGCGAGAACCCCGAACUAGACCCCCACGAUCUCACCUUCGGCUUCGGACGGCGCGUCUGCCCAGGUCGGCUUCUCGCCGAUUCGACGAUCUUCUUGACGGUUGCGCAGUCGUUAGCUGUCUUCGACUUUACGUCCAAGGCUGGCGAUGCGAGACCUGAAUUUCUGCCUGGCGUUGUCAGCCAUCCUGUUUCAUAUAAGCUUGAUAUUAAGCCGAGGAGUAAGAGGCAUGAGGAGUUGAUCAGGGCUGUCGAGGUGGAGUUUCCUUGGGAAGAGGGGGAUGCAAAAGAAGUGGAAGGGAUUGAGGUUGAUGUGUGA